AUGCUCGGGAGCGGGCCACCUUGUUGCUGGCACGUCUGGCAGCAGUUGCUCAGCUUACUCGCAACGACGUCUCAUGGUUUUUGGCGCGUGCGGGUGCUCUCAGGUGUGGUGCUGGCCAAGUUCUUUAUGACCCGCAUUCAGGACCAACCUUCGACGUUACCAGCCCUCACGGGCUUGAACGAGCUGCAUAAGAUGAAUAGGACCAUUUUCCACGGCAUGGCUGCUGAAUUAAUGACCGAUAUCAUGAAGAACGUGUUCGUACCGGCCCAGGCCCAACCGCUGCGUCACCAAUGUUUUUUACUCGAUGCUGCCUUGCUAAAGACCCACUUGACAGAGCUCCAGACGCUUGGGCAACAAUUCGUGGUGGGCUUUGUGCAACAGAUUGAUGGCGAAAAGGACCCGCGCUGCUUGACCCAGGCCUUUGACCUCGUUCCGUUUGUGGCAAAAACAUUUGCCUUGACACCAAACCUUACCACGGCCCUGUUUGAGGCCAUUUCAUGCUACUUUCCCAUCACCUUUCACCCUCCCCCAAACGAUCCUUACGGUAUCACCCACGAGGGGCUCGUUGCUGCCCACCAAGCAUGCUUGUCGGCACACGAUGCAUUUGCUGGCCCCACCAUUGAACUUGUCCUUGACAAGCUGGGUAGCACCAUCGACGAGACCAAGAUGCAAUGCUUUGAAACGCUUGCGGUCGUUCUACCCCGCUUCACUGUGCUCAAGCUGCUUCCGUACAUCAACAAAUUGUAUGCAGCCAUCCGUGGUGAAAUUUACGCAACGGCUCAGGAAAAGUCAUGUUAUGGCCUGGUAUGCAGCGAACAAUCGGCACAUGGUGAUGGCAAUUCGCUACUCAGCCGAGGCGAAAGCAGUCUGCUUGCUGUUCAUGGCAAGCUCAUUGUGGCAGCCGCGUUGGCCUCGGCGCGGGCUUGCACCCUCGUUUUUACCGACUACGUUCGCCCAGCCGCCGACGCCCUUAUGCAGACCAGCCAAGACUCGAUGCGUCGUGCCAUUGGUGCCAUUUUGGUGGAUCUUCUUCGAGCUGGCUCCAUGUGUGGACUCGAUGAGUCCCAACGUGGGCUUGUCCUGCCCAUCGCUCAACAGCUCCAGGACAUUAUGGCUGGCUUUGCCUUGACCCGCGACGAUGGCCUGCUCCAGUCUUAUGGCGUCCAAGGCAUGAUGCACUUUUGCGAGCUGGAAGGCAACGCCGUGGAUGAGCGGCAAGCGGUUGAGACAACCCUGCAUGUACUCGAUCAAGCCUCUCCAACCGAACCGCUCGUAGCCUUGGAAGCCGCCCUCGAAUGCUUGGGCCGCAUGUCCCAGCGUAACGCAGCUGUUGUGACUGACCAGCUCUUGCAGCGCCUCGUGGCCUGGGCCACUGGAGACGCCGUCUGGGCACCGAUUGUCGCCAAGCGCUUCCCAGAAUUGUUCCUGCAUGAAAGCGCCGAGCCCUUUGUUGCGCAAAUUUUUAGCACACUAUUUUCUGCGCCGACAAGCUCUGCCACUUUGGGACUGCUACAGUCAUGCAUGGUCGAGGCCAGCAAGCAUGGUGCUCUGGUGCAAUCACUCUUGCCAGACCUGUUUCAACGCCUCAUCGAGGCAGCGUGCGCAGCUGAAACGCUGGGCGCUUCUCCACAGAACCCCCUUUGCCUGGGUCUGGCUGCUCUCGUGGCGAAUGCGAACCAAAGGUUUCUCAUCCUGGCGUCUGUUCCCCAGCAAGCCUCCCAGGAGCUGCAGUUCAGCCUUCUAGCCAAAGCACUCGAUGAAUUGUUGCAGGGGAAUGCCCAAAGUCACCCACUGUGCCAUGCUGUCAUCUGCAACUUGACACGCGAGGUGAGCCCGGCUCUCAAACAAGAGGCGCCCUUGGUUCAGCGCGUGCUGGCUGAGGUGGCAAAGUGCUCGGACGAUGAGGCUGCACUACGGGCGGCAGCACCGCUGGCCACACUGCUGAACAAAAAUCCAGAUGCUCUGCCCUACGCUGAGCUGGAAGCGAUGGUGCAAUCUUCACCUCGACCCGGCGUGAUGAGCGCCAUUGUGUACAAAGCCUUGGCCACCCAGCAUCACUCCUCCACAACAGCCGCUCGCCAACAGUUUGUGACACUGGCAGUACAGGGCACUUUGCAGAUGAGCUUGGGCACUUUGCUGGGCUUCAUUUUGGAGGAUGAUGGUUGGCGCUUCUCCCGACAAGGCCAUUGCGUGGUGCGCCUCUUGUACAAGCAGCGGGUAUCGCAAGAGCUCUUGCCUGCACUGAUCGAGGCCCACGGCACUUUGACGGCCGAGGGUCGCAGCAACGUUCUGCAAGGACUGGCCAGCAUUCUGGAAGGCGCAUCGGCCCAAUUCAUCUCUGGCCAGGCCGGAAACAUCUUACCCUUGAUUCUCAAGGGCGUCAGCGAGCCUGAUGCAACCUUGGUAGAAGCGUCUCUGCGUGCAUUGCAGCGCAUCAUGCGUAGCACUCCUGCCGCCGUGGACACGCACACGCAUGAUGUCAUCACCCGGCUAUUGAGCCUGGUGCAACCCCAGGCUUUGGCACAAGUGGCCGAGCUGGAUGCCAUCAAGGUAGCGCGCAUCCAACCUGCUUUGCCUGGCGCUUGUUCAUACGUGGCCCCACUGAUACCUGCCCUGCUUGAUGACCAGCUGAUGCCUGAUGCGCGAGUUGUGAUUCGCCAACUGCAAGUUUGCUUGAACGAUCGGAAGCGCGUGGUUCGCAAUGCCGCCGUCAAGUGCCGAAGCAUUUGGAUUGCCAAGUGUGGCUAG
Monosiga brevicollis MX1 is the source of this 2748-nucleotide messenger RNA. RefSeq lists its product as uncharacterized. Gene Ontology annotation, biological process: iron-sulfur cluster assembly. Lineage: Eukaryota; Choanoflagellata; Craspedida; Salpingoecidae. Gene Ontology annotation, cellular component: cytosolic [4Fe-4S] assembly targeting complex. The record is from RefSeq and is a predicted model, not a curated record. The transcript is spliced from 23 exons. The coding region runs from base 1 to 2748 and encodes 915 amino acids.